CUGAGGGACGCACGCGCGCGCACUUCCCUCAGCGGGCGGAGGGACGCACCCUCAGUCUCGCCUCGAGGGCUGAGCUCGCCCGCGCGCGCCCUCCCGCCUCUCCCUCGGCGGACCCCUAGCUGCCCGCGCCCGCCCGGGGGCCGCCGCCCCGAGUCUCGGGCAGACGCGCUCGCCCCCUCCCCUCCCUCCGGCGGCGCGCGCAGACGCCGGUGCGGGCACGCGCCCGCCAAGAUGGCAGGGGCCGGGGCCCAGCUGUCAGGCGCCGCCGCCGCCGCCCUUCCCCGCAGCUAGCGGCCCGGACGCCCGCCCCGAGAAGAUGAGCCCCCGCAGCCGCCCGCAGCCCAGCGAGACGCGGAGCCGCCGCGCCCGGGGCCGGCUCCCCCGCUAACGCCCCGCGCCGCGCCCCCGGCCCCGCGCGCCCGCCCCGGCAGCGACAAUGAGACUUGUCCUCUUCCAGAAUCCUCAUUCUCAGUGAGAUACACUCUGUGAUCCAAAAUAGAAACCUGGAGGCUUGAUGGAGUCAUUCAGUUCCUUCUCGCCACAUCCACGUGGACAGAUUACGUCAUCUUCACCGCCCAAAUACUAAUUGAGGUCAUUCUUAUGUAUGGUGUGAGUGAACAGAGUAUCUGCCAAGCCCGGGCUUCCGUGAUGGUCUACGAUGACACCAGUAAGAAAUGGGUACCAAUCAAACCUGGCCAGCAGGGAUUCAGCCGAAUCACCAUCUACCACAACACUGCUAGCAACACCUUCAGAGUGGUUGGAGUCAAGCUUCAGGAUCAGCAGGUUGUGAUCAAUUAUUCAAUCGUGAAAGGGCUGAAGUACAAUCAGGCAACACCAACCUUCCACCAGUGGCGAGAUGCCCGCCAGGUCUACGGCUUAAACUUUGCAAGUAAGGAAGAGGCAACCACGUUCUCCAAUGCCAUGCUGUUUGCCCUGAACAUCAUGAAUUCCCAAGAAGGAGGCCCCUCCGCCCAGCGUCAGGUGCAGAAUGGCCCCUCUCCUGAUGAGAUGGACAUCCAGAGAAGACAAGUGAUGGAGCAGCAGCAGCGUCAGGAAUCUCUCGAGAGAAGAACCUCAGCCACAGGACCCAUCCUCCCACCAGGGCACCCCUCAUCUGCAGCCAGCGCCCCCCUCUCAUGUAGCGGGCCUCCACCCCCACCCCCACCCCCUGUCCCGCCUCCACCCACAGGGGCCACCCCCCCUCCCCCACCCCCACUGCCAGCCGGAGGAGCCCAGGGUACCAGCCACGACGAGAGCUCUGUGUCAGGACUGGCCGCUGCCCUGGCUGGGGCCAAGCUGAGAAGAGUCCAGCGGCCAGAAGAUGCAUCUGGAGGCUCCAGUCCCAGCGGGACCUCCAAGUCUGACGCCAACCGGGCGAGCAGCGGGGGUGGAGGAGGAGGCCUCAUGGAAGAAAUGAACAAACUGCUGGCCAAGAGGAGAAAAGCAGCCUCCCAAACAGACAAGCCGGCUGAUAAAAAGGAAGACGAAAGCCAAACGGAAGAGCCGAGCACCUCUCCAUCUCCAGGGAGCCGAGCAGCCAGCCAGCCGCCUAACUCCUCAGAGGCUGGCCGGAAGCCCUGGGAGCGGAGCAACUCGGUGGAGAAACCCGUGUCCUCGUUACUGUCCAGAACCCCGUCUGUGGCAAAGAGCCCCGAAGCUAAGAGCCCCCUUCAGUCGCAGCCUCACUCUAGGAUGAAGCCGGCGGGGAGUGUGAAUGACAUGGCCCUAGAUGCCUUAGAUUUGGACCGGAUGAAACAGGAGAUCCUCGAGGAGGUGGUCCGAGAGCUUCACAAAGUAAAGGAGGAGAUCAUCGACGCAGAGAGAACUUGGUUCCUGUUUGUCCCGUCCCCCUACAGGCCCAGGCUGGGCAGAUAAGGAGUUAAUGAAUGAAGAGAGUGAGACAGCCGGAGCCAAAAAGGAGUCACAGAGGCCAACUAUUAACUCUGCUUUAUUGCUGGUGCCCCCACCUAGGAGGGCUGCCUGUGGCCAGAGCUGGUGUGGGGCCAGCAGCUCGGCUGCCCAGCCAGCCUGUCUGCCAAGGGAUGGAGGCAGUGGCGGGGGUGGGAAACAUGUCUCCGGGCCUCAGUGUCCCCUUAACCACAAAUGGAAGCUGCCUGGCGGGCAGGCGGCGGAGCGGGCCAU
Diceros bicornis minor is the source of this 2142-nucleotide messenger RNA. It is a transcript of the gene EVL, whose product is annotated as Enah/Vasp-like. NCBI's taxonomy places the organism in Eukaryota, Metazoa, Chordata, Mammalia, Perissodactyla, Rhinocerotidae. The record is from RefSeq and is a predicted model, not a curated record. Gene Ontology annotation, cellular component: cytoskeleton. Gene Ontology annotation, molecular function: actin binding; SH3 domain binding; profilin binding. Bases 601 to 1875 code for a protein of 424 amino acids. The transcript has 16 exons. Gene Ontology annotation, biological process: protein homotetramerization; positive regulation of actin filament polymerization; actin polymerization or depolymerization.